Molecule: messenger RNA, 6614 nt
Organism: Apus apus (common swift)
Lineage: Eukaryota; Metazoa; Chordata; Aves; Apodiformes; Apodidae
Gene: CBLB
Product: Cbl proto-oncogene B
Exons: 19
Coding region: 110-3031 (973 amino acids)
Biological process (GO): negative regulation of epidermal growth factor-activated receptor activity; cell surface receptor signaling pathway
Cellular component (GO): plasma membrane; membrane raft
Molecular function (GO): calcium ion binding; SH3 domain binding; phosphotyrosine residue binding
Source: RefSeq, a predicted model, not a curated record
AGCGGGAGCGGGGCCGCCGGAGAGCCAGCCGCACUUGCUGGGCGCCGGGGGAGACGAUAGCCUGCCGGGGGCUGCGAGCGGUGCCACAGACAGAUCUCUUGGCUCCCAGAUGGCCAAUUCCCUGAACGGCCGGAACCCGCGCAAGGGACGGAUCCUGGGCUUCAUCGAUGCUAUUCAGGAUGCUGUGGGCCCCCCUAAGCAGGCAGCUGCUGACCGGAGGACUGUGGAGAAGACCUGGAAGCUCAUGGACAAAGUGGUAAGAUUGUGCCAAAACCCAAAGCUUCAACUCAAAAACAGCCCACCUUACAUACUUGAUAUUUUACCUGACACUUACCAACAUUUGCGACUUAUACUAAGCAAAUAUGAUGACAACCAGAAACUUGCACAACUCAGUGAGAAUGAAUAUUUUAAAAUCUACAUUGACAGUCUCAUGAAAAAGUCAAAACGGGCUAUAAGACUCUUCAAAGAAGGAAAGGAAAGAAUGUAUGAGGAGCAGUCACAGGACCGGAGAAACCUAACAAAGCUGUCCCUCAUCUUCAGCCACAUGCUAGCAGAAAUCAAAGCUAUUUUUCCAAAUGGCCAGUUCCAGGGUGAUAAUUUUCGUAUCACCAAAGCUGAUGCUGCAGAUUUCUGGAGAAAAUUCUUUGGAGAAAAAACUAUAGUGCCAUGGAAAGUAUUUAGGCAGUGCCUUCAUGAAGUUCAUCAGAUAAGCUCUGGUUUGGAAGCAAUGGCUCUUAAGUCCACUAUUGACUUGACCUGCAAUGACUACAUUUCAAUUUUUGAAUUUGAUAUCUUCACUAGAUUAUUUCAGCCGUGGGGUUCAAUCUUAAGGAAUUGGAACUUCUUAGCUGUCACGCAUCCUGGAUAUAUGGCAUUCCUGACAUAUGAUGAAGUUAAAGCAAGGUUGCAAAAAUACAGCUCUAAGCCUGGGAGCUACAUUUUCAGACUGAGUUGCACUCGCUUGGGACAGUGGGCCAUUGGAUAUGUGACUGGCGAUGGGAACAUAUUGCAGACCAUACCUCACAAUAAGCCUCUCUUUCAGGCUUUGAUUGAUGGCAGCCGGGAAGGAUUCUAUCUGUUCCCAGAUGGACGAAGUUAUAAUCCUGAUUUGACAGGAUUAUGUGAACCCACACCACAUGAUCACAUAAAAGUCACACAGGAGCAGUAUGAAUUGUACUGUGAAAUGGGUUCCACUUUCCAGCUGUGUAAAAUCUGUGCAGAGAACGACAAGGAUGUGAAGAUAGAACCUUGUGGACACCUUAUGUGCACUUCUUGUCUUACAGCAUGGCAGGAAUCUGAUGGCCAAGGCUGCCCUUUCUGCCGCUGUGAAAUCAAAGGAACUGAACCAAUCAUUGUGGAUCCCUUUGAUCCAAGGGAUGAAAACUCCAGGUGCUGUAGUAUUAUGGAUAGCUUUAGUAUACCUAUGCUGGACUUGGAUGACGAUGAUGAUAGAGAAGAGUCUUUAAUGAUGAAUCGUUUGGCUUCGGUCCGAAAGUGCAAUGAGAGGCAGAAUUCACCAGUGACUUCCCCCGGAUCUUCUCCUCUUGCACAAAGAAGAAAACCACUUCCAGACCCCUUGCAAAUCCCACAUCUUAGUCUUCCACCUGUACCACCUCGUCUGGAUCUUAUUCAGAAGGGAGUAGCACGGUCACCAUGUGCCAGCCCAACUGGAUCACCAAAGUCUUCUCCUUGCAUGGUGAGGAAACAAGACAAACCUUUGCCAGCACCGCCACCUCCCUUGCGUGAUCCUCCACCCCCCCCACCAGAGAGACCUCCUCCAAUUCCACCAGACAACCGGAUAAGCAGACACCUGCAUCAUCCGGAAAGUGUACCUUCCAGAGACCAACCAACACCCCUUGAAGGCUGGUGUCCCAGAGAUGCAUUUGGGACAAGUCAAUUAGUAGGAUGUCGAAUAGGGAGUGAUGCUUCUCCCAAGCCAGGACUGACUGCAAUUUCAAACAUAAAUGGAAGGCACAACCGCCUAAGUUCUGAACCAGGAUUUAUCAGGAAACAUAGACGUCACGAACUGCCUGCAGAAGGUGCCAAGGUCUUUUCAAAUGGUCAUCUGAUGAAUGAAGAAUAUGAUGUCCCUCCACGGCUUUCACCACCUCUUCCAUCUGCCUCCAUCAUCCCUAGUAUAAAAUGCCCUGUUGCUUCAGCAAAUUCUCUGUCUGAUAAGUCAAGAGAUCACACAGAUGAUGAUGAUGAAUACAAAGUUCCUUCUUCACAUCCUGUAAUACUGAGCUCACAACCACCUCAUAAUCAUAAUAUAAAACCUCUUGCUCGGGUGUGUGAGAAUGGUCAAUGUGCUGGAGUAACAAAUGGGACACACAGUAGUACUUCUGAGAUGAAGAAAUCAAAAUAUCCUGAGUUAGGAGAUGUCUGUGAUGCACCUACUGUUUCCGUACCUUUGCCACCUGCACGACCUCCUACCAGAGACAACCCAAAACACAGCUCUUUGCUCAACAGGACACCUUCCGAUUAUGAUCUUCUGGUGCCCCCUUUAGGUGAAGAUGCAUUUGAUAGCUCACCCCCUUCCCUACCACCCCCACCACCGCCACCUGCUCGGCACAGCAUGAUAGAGCACACAAAACCUGCUGGCUCUGGAAGCCGACCUCCUUCAGGACAUGAACUGUUCCUUAAUUCUGAUCCUCAUUUUGAUCCCAUAACUGGUCACAUUCCUUUGCCACCUGCUCGGAGAGUAACUGGAGAAAGUGUCAAAACAAACAGGGCAUCUCAAGACUAUGAUCAACUUCCUCCCUCUUCAGAUGGUUCACAAGCACCAGCCAGGCCCCCUAAACCACUUCCUCGGAGGACUGCACCAGAAAUACAUCACAGGAAAGCAUACAGCUCUGACAGUUCUACAGAAAAUGUGGAUGCAAAAAUUGCAAAACUUAUGGGAGAGGGCUAUGCCUUUGAAGAAGUCAAGAGGGCACUUGAAAUUGCCCAGAAUAACGUUGAUGUGGCCCGUAGUAUUUUAAGAGAGUUUGUCUGUUUUCCUCCACCGGUCUCUCCACGUCUCAAUCUAUAGCAGCGUCAGGAUAUUCUUGGAGCAUGUGAAUUCUACAUAUACACGUGUGGAUUGGGGAAUGAGAGAAAGAAGAGAAUGGAAUAUUUUUUUUUUCAUCCUUAGUAGAAGGGUGUUCAUUUCCAGCCGUUUAUCAAAGGCUCAUGGCUGCUCUGAUCAAGACUUAUAAAUAUGCUGAGGCUUAUGUAUUUUUGCUAGCCAUACUUUUUUAAAUCAGGGUUGAACUGACAAAAUAAUUUAAAGAAGUUUACUUCCCUAGAACUUUUAAUCUGUGAAAUGCUUUUUCUUGUUUACAAGUUGGCAAGUUACAAUUUUCUAGUUGAUGCCUGUACUAUGUUCCUGUUCAUAUUCCCUUGUACUUGUGGUCAGUUCUGUUGUAGCAUUCCCAACAGUUUCCGUGCUGGCCACCCCAUCAACUAAAUCAUCACUUCCCAGAAGUUCUGUGUUUGUUUUGUUGUUGUUGUUUUUUUUUCUCUUACAAGAUGCUUUAAUUGUUUUUUUGCAUUUCAGCUCAUCAAAUGCAAAAAGUAUGUGGCCUUCACUACUGAUUUUUAUUUCUUCUGAAAUUCCUUUGCUUUUGAGAGGAAAUAUCUGAAUGUAAAAUUCAUUAUUCUGUCUAUGAACUGCCUUUUUAAAGGUAUUGACGGUAAUGUUGGGCAGCUUUCUGUUUAACAUGAAUUCCAUGACCUGUAGCCCUCAAGGUCUUUUACCCAGUUUCCACAAAAAAAAUCCCAACCGACAAAUAAAACACUUCAUGCAGCAGUGAUACUGAGUUCUCACAUGUAAAAGCUCUUUCAGAUUUGAGUAUUUGAUAGCAAAUGUUCCAAAAAGUAAAACGCUCAUGAUAAUACUGUAUUUUGAUUACACACUAAUGGCACUGGUUCUCCAUGGGUAAAUUGAGGCAUGCCAGAAGGAAUCUUUUUGAAUCAUAUUAAUGGUAUUCAGGUAAAUUCCAGUUCUAGCUUCUGUAAAGUAGAAUGUGGUUAAUUUUUAGUUUGAGUGAUUAUCCUGUGAUUCAUUGUGGCUUGGAUCAGUCCAUAUUAACAUGAAAAUUUUAAAUCUUUGAUGCACUGUUAAUUUCUAAUGCUACUGUAGAAAUAUUUUUGCAAAGUUCUUUAGUAACCUCCUCCUCUGUACACUUUAUUUUUCUCAAGUAUGUGUUUAAUACCCAAAGUUAUUCACUCACCUUCCAACUGCCUAGUUGGAAAUACACUUUUGCUUUACAUGGUUAGUGAUACUCCAGGCUUUGACAUUUUAAUUCUCAGCCCAAACUGAUGCAAGCCAAAUUAAAAUCUUUCCAAUGUUAGAAGGGAGGAGAAGACAACUCUGUUUUCAGUAUACUCAAAGUGAAAAGUCCAAAUAUUUCCAGAAUAUUUCUUAAGAUUGCUGCUUUCUUGGUUUUUUUAGGAAACUCUGAAAUCGUCUUGUCUUUUAUUACUAUUGAGAAGAUAAAACCAUGUGGUAGGUAGAGUAUUUUUCACAUUUUGAGAUGUGACCAGUAUAUGGGAAUUUUCACAGUGUGCAAAACUGAGUAUGAGGUGUAUAGUUAUUGUUCCCUUUCAGCUGUCCAUGUUGGUCUUCACUCAGAGCAAGUGAUAAAAGUUGCAUCACUUACAGGAACAGAUCUCAGCAGCCAAUGCAUUUGUUUUAAAGAUUCUUUUUAAAGACAGCAAAUCCCUAAAUUGCAGAAUUCAAAAUAACUGGAAACAGCCAGUGGAGAUUACUGUGAUAUUUCCAAGUCCAUUGUUUCAUCAAAUAAUUUAUUCUUCAAAGUAAUUAAAUACAUUCUUUUUUAGCAUCACAAAGCAUAGUAUGGAUAUCAUUAAUCUGCUUUAGUGAUAAAACAUCAGGAGAAUUCAGGACACAGGGAAGAGCUUCUGUUCCCUUUUGAUUUCAGCAAAUUAUUCUGAGUUUAUGUCCUAGAAAAGGGCAUUUGCAACUUCCUUUAAAUGUUCAUUGAGUACAGCUUAGGAAAAGUUUUGGUGAAAGUUAUAUUCUGUGCUAUUAGUUCAAGUCUCUCUCCUCUGUUUUGGGAGAAGGUUCUGUGUAGUCUUGAACCCUCUUAUUAAUGAGGUUUUGUUUACAGCAUCACUCUAGCAUUUUAGCUAACUAUAAAUUCAAAACAAUCCAUAUUAUUAAAUUGAACACUGUGAUUGUACUGGAAUGACUUAAGUGAGGUUCUGACUUAACUGCCAGCAUAGCAAUGAUGACAGUGAAAAAAAUAAUGCUUUGCAAGGAUGGGGAAACAGGCUGCAGAUUGAAUUUGAAAUUUUGAAUUGUAAUGCAGAACUCAUUUUCUCCUUCUUAUGCAGCAGCUUAGUAUAAAUGCUGCUGGAACUGCUGCCUGGUAGAUUAAGGUUUUUAAAUUUUUCCUUCUUUCUGGUUGUGACCACCAGUGACACUUCUUUUUUUUUAGGAUGUGUUAAAAAGCACUUGGUGAGCAAUAUUCUGAGUGGUAACUUGAAGAGGGUUCCAUUUGUCUUUAAAUGAGUGUGCUAAUAACACUUCUAAAUAGCGGAAUGUGAAGACAAUUUCAAAACUGUGUUGGUUAAUAGUUUCAAAGUCAAGCAGAGUGAAUUUGCUUUGCCUAGAGUGUUGAUGUUCAGUGCACGGGAAUUGGUAGGCUGAAAGGAAAUGAAUCUGGCUACAGUCUAGUUCUCUAAACACAGUUCUGUAAACAUAUUUUUUACCUUUGAAAGACUUAAGGGCUUGAGUCUGACAGUGUGUUGUGCACAUAUGUAACUUUAAGGGAGACUGACUUCAGUGAGGGUGCUUGAAUGAGCAAAGUUGGUUGAACUCAGAAACGCGUGCUAUCAUAUUUCAUCCAAUUAAAUGUCUUUGCAGGCUUCAGACCAUCGUUCUGAUGUCUGUUGGCCUCACCUUUUAUCUCCUUUUGGCUGAAUUACUGCAUUUUAAGCAAAUUGGCUGAAUGAGAAGUUGAGCAAAGUAACUGGACAUCAGCAGCGUGGAUCUUUUCCAAAGACUUUGAGUAGAAAAAAAUUGAAAUGCUGAUAAAAUAAAUUAAUGUCAUACGAUUAGCCGUGUUAAUGGCUUGACUGGAACCCUAACAUGGCCACUGAUAAAAUUUGUUAAUGUGCAGUAUCUCAAGAGUGCACCCGGCACACUUUUUUUUUUUUUUUUUUUCAUAAUGUGAAUUUAAGAUGUUUUGUACCGGGAUCAUUUCUUCUGUUACAUUUCUCUCAUUUUCAGCUUGAAGCUUUACUUUGCACUGAUGACUCUGACCUGAAAGCAUAUACAAUUGUGUCUUAAAGCUUGACAAAUUUUGGAGCAAACAAGCACCAUAUUCUAAGCAAAUUCAGGUACUACAUGUUGACCUGGAAUUCAGCGCUUUUAGGAACGACUUAUUGAAAAAAGGACUUCAGUAGUUUCCAUUUUGAAGGAUUUUCUUUCAAAUAACUAUUUUAUCUGAAAAUGCCUUUUAUAAACUUGUCUAACAUGUGGCAAACUUAGUGAUGUGUUCAAUUAAUUUAUAUUUUAUUCAUUCUUUUUAAAUUUUGGUUAUUAUGUAAGCUCAAGUUCUUUAUCUGUUCUUGUAAGGUGUUUUAUAAAAUUAAUGUUAACAGCA